This is a messenger RNA of Bipolaris sorokiniana ND90Pr, 1017 nucleotides long. RefSeq lists its product as uncharacterized. The transcript has 2 exons. Gene Ontology annotation, molecular function: ADP binding. Bases 108 to 878 code for a protein of 256 amino acids. The record is from RefSeq and is a predicted model, not a curated record. Lineage: Eukaryota; Fungi; Ascomycota; Dothideomycetes; Pleosporales; Pleosporaceae.
ACGUUAGGUAGGCUUUCAAUUACAUGGUUCUGACAGCCUGUACAAAAAGAGUCUGACACCGAGUUAGCCUUGACAUACCUCAAGCUCUUGUAAACAAUGACCAACGCAUGAUUCACGUAGUGCGACGUAGAUCAUCAUCCAACGCAGGUUAUGGGUUUUACCAACCUGAACGUAUUCGAAAGCAUCCGGUUAGUUUCUUCGCACCCAGAGGAGAUAUGUUGAUGACCGAGAAUGCUCUUGGAUCCACAUUUUCAAGCUCGCUCAGACCGAAAAUCAUAUCCAUCGUUGGAUAUGGCGGCUCCGGAAAAACACAAUUGAUGUUGCAGUACGCCUGGACGCAUCGAGACAUAUAUGGAGUUGUCCUUUGGGUUGAUGCACAAUCACUGGACUCCUUGAAUGACACGUUCUCCCUUGCUGCAGAGCAGCUCGGUCUUGUCCUACCUCGUACUUGGGUAUCAGACUCCGGGACUACAAAUACUGUUACCCGAUUCAUUCCAAGCCUUCAAAGGAACGUUAAUGCAAUUCAGAGGGAGCUGAAGAGAAGGAAUCAAAAAUGGCUCAUUCUGAUAGAUCGUGCUGAUGAGCUCCACAUGAUUGACCAAUUGCCGAAGUAUUUCCCUUCUGCUCCAGGUGGAGCCAUAAUUGUUUCUUCCAGACGACAAGAGGCAGAGAGACUUGGUGGCCAUGCAAUAAAACUGAAAGGUCUUCCCUUGAAUAGCGCUCAGCAGCUUUUGAUCCACCAUGUUUUCGGCAUAUCCGCAGACUUGGUCCAGGGAGAGCAGCUUGAGCAAGCAAGACUUGUGGUGGAGACAUUGGAUUGCAUUCCUUUGGCGAUUGAUCUCGCUGAUACAUCAAGCACAACCUUGGAGGACGAAUAGACACCUACUUGAACCUGUACAAAUCGCAAAAGCAUGAGUUGGUCGAACGCGCUCUCGGGCGAAACCAUCCAAUUGCUCAUGACUAUCCCGCCUCUGUCCUCGCGACUUGGAGGGUUUCAAUCAACGCGAUUGCCAAAGA